Molecule: messenger RNA, 3228 nt
Organism: Cyclocybe aegerita
Lineage: Eukaryota; Fungi; Basidiomycota; Agaricomycetes; Agaricales; Hemipholiotaceae
Source: the annotation of a GenBank genome assembly
CAUGGACGACGACCUUCGCUCAUCGAACGCUAUUCGCAACACUCGAAAAGAUUUCGAAGAAUGGUCCAGAAAGCAUACUACGCUGAAGACCCAACUGCCCCCCAAGGAUGGCCGUGACUACCUUCGACAUGCAAGAAACCUCAUUCCUCUUCUGGAAGGAGUUGCAGAGUUGCAUCCUUUCGCGAAAGCUAUUGUCUUCAGUUUCAGGGCUGUGAUCAUGUUCGAGCACGAUCGUAAAGAAAACGAAGCCCGGGUGACGAGCGUUUUCCUAGCGCAGACGGAUAUGAUGCGAGUCCUCCUUAGCCUCGAUGAUCUGGAUAAAAGACGUCGCGAUUAUCAUGAUUCUGGCGACGAACCCGAUGAUCUACACAAAGAGCUAAUGGAUCGUAUAUCGUACGAUAUCACAGACUGUGGCAAUAGCAUCGACACUUACUACAAGGAACAUCGAGUUUGUGGUUCGUUUCUUCUGCUAUGGGCAUCAUACGUUGACUCUGUACGUACUACAGUGAAAUUCUUUAGAGCCGAGGAAUGGAAGCAGCGUCUGCUGGGAUAUGUGGAAACGUUCAACAAUCACCGCCUCAGUCUGCAACAGACUCUCCAGAUUCAUGUCGUCGCCGGCGUUGACGAUCUCAACUUCAAGAUGGACCUCAUUCUCAAGAGCCUAUUCGACCAGAAAUAUGACUGGGAGAAAACCCUCGCAGUCAAGACGCGCCAACUCGGGAAUCGCUCGCGAUGGAUGAACAACACCAAGGUCAUUGCUGAACUCGUCAAGAUCUCCAACGACCAUCAAGUCGAUCCAUCGGUUUUCAACCCGAAGAGUAGCAAAUCCGCCCGAUCAUCGACUUCUGCUGCUUCGACUGCAAUUGGUGCUACUACAGAGUUGAACACAAUGGACUGGCAUGCACAUUUUAUCGAGAACAUCAAGGAGGAGUUGAACACAUCACUGGAGGAUCUCUGCGAGAGGAAUCGAACUCUGUUCGAGACGAAGCUCAAUUUCCAUACGAAGCGUAUCGAAGACGCCAUCAGCAAGUCUGCUCAGAGUGUCAUUCGAGCUCUGUCUGGCCCGUACGAUCGACUUGAUCAUGAGGACCUUCGCGAACUUUGGAAGGAAAUGAAUUGGAUUUUCUGCGUCGACAAUCGCCUUUUCGCCCUCGCUCUCUUCGAGUAUUACCUCGACAAAAUUUCCUCCUACGACCACAAACAGGCGUCUGGUGCGAGUGAUCCAACGAGCCCUCCGCCUCCAGCGGAUGCUACGAAGACCAUUGCUUUCCCUCGCGGGCAGGGUGUGCAAAGGCUAAAGCAUACUCAACAUCCAGAUGCCUGGACACUAGAAUUUAUAUCAGCUUACGGUCCGAGGAUUUCCAAAGCUAUCGAUUGCGACGAUUCAGGGUUCAUCCGGAUCAGCGAGGCAAACGAGUUCACCUCAAAGAUACCGAAGGGUUGGAAUUUGCCUCAGUGGUGUGCCUAUCAUACCAUCGGGUGGUUUUAUGAAGUCCGUAUCUACCAGAUGCGAAUGAACGAGAUUUUCAUUCGGAUGUGCGAGCUACAGGUAUCAGCUCUGCCAACCAAUCGAUUCUAUAUGCUACAUGAAAUAUCCGCAAUCGUACGGCUCUUCUUCCCUCUGUCUCGACACAUCGAAGGCUCAAAGAUCAUUAACCCUCCAAAUGAAAUGUGUUUGCUAAUCAAGGACAAAGUCGCUCAGCAAGACAAGCAAUACCAGGACAUGCUUCAGUCUUUCAAGUUUACGAUUGAUUCGGCGUCGACCAUUCAUCUCAUUUUCGAAGGGCAAUCACUUGAAUCGUACAUUCUCCCACUUUCCACCCUGUUGCUCGAGCAUUGGCUCCACCUCAUGGAGAUUUGUAGCAGGGAGACUCUUGACAUAAGAGAUUGGAAUUGGGUCGAAAUUACUGUCAGUCACGUUCGAGAGGUUAUCAUCAACCGCAUCUCGGACCUGGCAGCACAGUUUACAGCCGAGAAAGGUCCGAACGCUAUUAACGACGAACUCGAGGACUUUUAUGGAGGCAUUUACAGCCAUUUCUACCGCCAGUUCUUCCUCGAUGACACCGCUCCGUAUACCUACGACGACGUCGUCGCCUUCAUUAGCAGCAUUUCUCUCAUUGGCGACUUCCCUCUCAUACCAGCACCAGCAGAUAGUUCGUUGGUAUUGCGAUACGAGUCGUGGGAGGAAUACCUCAACCGUCUCGACGAGGACGACCCCGACCAGUACAAUGAGCCGCCCCCGGCCUUCGAUGACCCAGAUGAAGACCCGAAGGAGAUUCCUAAGGACAAGAGCUUUGCAAAACGAGAAGAGAUUCCACAGCCUUAUCGUAGAGGCAUUUGGUGCAAUCAUUGUGGACCUAGUUCAUACAUCGCUGAUCAGGCCCGGUACAAAUGCUUGAACUGUGAAGACGUUGAUUUAUGUGCCUCUUGCUACCAUGAUCCUGCGGCGGCGGACGAAGUUGAGGGCCACUCAUCGCUGCAUACUAUGCUCAGACUAUUGGUUCAUAUCCCUCCGCCCUUUUCAUCCUUAGUCAGAAAUUUGGCCGAACACCAGGAGAUGAAGCAUACCCUUGGUCUCCAAUUCCAGGCUGCUCAGACUGGGACCGUCCACAUUGAAUGCAUGUGUUGUUCCGAAGCCAUCAAUGUCCAUUCGACGUUUUAUGCUUGCAUCGGACAUACCUGCGAUCCUGAUCGCUUUAUCUGUGGUAACUGUGGCGAUGCUGACCGUGAAGAAAAAGAAGGGCAUCAUCCCUGGCAUACUGUUCUGGUGUUCAAGAAUCUAAGGUUGCAGGAGGAGGACAGGGAAGACGAUGUCGACCUGUUCGCGCGUGACCGAGAAAUCGAAGCUGUGUCUCAUGAUGCAGAUAUCAGCGCCAGGAUCAACGAUCUCGAGAGUCGCAUGAAAGCCUUGGAAGCUCGUGUUGACUCUGGCAUGACUGAAAUCAAAGGAUUGUUCGAGAAGUUACUUCGCGAAAUGGCCAACCAGCCCCAGCCGGUGGUCCCACAGUCUCGCGAGUUACCAGCAGCACAGGCUCCAGCUUCUGGACCUAGCGUAUCGCUUCCGUCAUUCGCACCCGUUCAGCCAGCUUUGGAUUUUGAUGCUGAAGAACGGCCGAAAGAGCAGUCGGACGAGUUCGAGGAUCAACAAGAGGAUCUAGGGGAUUUCCAGGAUGAUCAAGGUGGCUACCAGCAGAACGACGACAGUGGAUAUCAGGAGGAUGACUACUA